Messenger RNA from Salvia splendens (bonfire salvia), 1018 nucleotides. RefSeq lists its product as uncharacterized. Bases 376 to 843 code for a protein of 155 amino acids. Lineage: Eukaryota; Viridiplantae; Streptophyta; Magnoliopsida; Lamiales; Lamiaceae. The record is from RefSeq and is a predicted model, not a curated record. The transcript has 2 exons.
GCAAUCUCACCUUACGUUUAAAUGGUAUUCAUUCGAUAAACAUUUCCUCCCUCCUCUCUUCACCUCUCAUAAUUAUUGCUGCUAUUCCUGUAACGUAGGCAGAUUAUAAAAUAUCCACCAAUCCCCCAUAUAUUUGGAAUAAUCCUCAAUUUAUCCUACAAAUAGGAAUAAUAAAGAAUCGAAGAAAUACACCUUCCUACGCCGAACCGCCGUGUUACGGAACCGCGUAACACGGCCGACAACCUCCGCAUUCUACCCGCCAAUGCCACAUCUUCCUCUCACCUUCAAAUUUAUAUUACCAUUUCAGGAAGGAGGAGGGGAUCAAAAUCAAAAGAGGAAAUUCAAUUGAAGAAAUCGAGUACCGAUUCCAACACAAUGACGAGCCAAUUCCGGCAGCCGCUGCUUGACAGCGACUACUCAUCGCGCGGCGGAAUGAGGCGGGUGAGGGCGGCGGAGAUGGCCGGGGGAGCGACGGCGGAUUGCGCUGCCGUGGUGUGCUGCUGCCCGUGCGGGGUUCUGAACCUGGCUGUGAUGGCGGUGUACAAGGUGCCGGCAGGGCUGUGCAGGAAGGCGCUACGGAAGCAGCGCCAGCGCCGGCUGCUGAAGAAGGGGAUUCUGCAGCCGCGCGGCGGCGGCGACGACGAUGACUACUUCUCCCAGCUCCAGUCGAACGUCAGCUCCGAGAGCAGCGUCUCCACCGCCUCCGAUUCGUCGCCGUACGACAACGCGGAGGUGAUUGAGCUCGAGAAAGAGAUGCUGAAUAAAUUCUACGGUGCCGGAUUCUGGCGAACUCCGUCGCAGAAAAGCGAAGCCUCCGGCCUCACAUCGGUCGUCUCCAUCUAGUAAAUAAAUACUUGUAAAAAAAUAAUUUAAAUUAAACGCUUCAAACAUAGGUACCUUCCAUCUUCCCCAGAAAAAAGAUGAAGAAAGUGCAUAGAUGUUCGUUAUUAAGAUGUCUGGCUUUUGCUUUUGAUUGGAAGUUAUUGAAUAAAUCAUGUAAAUACUGAUUUGGUUUUAA